This is a messenger RNA of Mangifera indica (mango), 2137 nucleotides long. RefSeq names its product DUF21 domain-containing protein At2g14520-like. Gene Ontology annotation, biological process: magnesium ion homeostasis. NCBI's taxonomy places the organism in Eukaryota, Viridiplantae, Streptophyta, Magnoliopsida, Sapindales, Anacardiaceae. The coding region runs from base 573 to 1868 and encodes 431 amino acids. The transcript is spliced from 11 exons. Gene Ontology annotation, cellular component: intracellular membrane-bounded organelle. The record is from RefSeq and is a predicted model, not a curated record.
AAAUGUGUCAUUUGUUGAAGUAAUCGUAGGACAGUGUCGUUUGGCGGGAAAAGCGGGUGAGAUGAGAAAGUGUCAUCCCCGGUUGCCAGGCGCACGAGAUCAGCUUCGCUCAGCUUCAUUCUUGAUUUUGUAAUUAAAAAAACCACGUCACUAUCAAGGUCAGAAUCCCGCACUCUGGAUCACGACAUGUAUUACCCGCCACAACUUCUAUUUCAGACAAAAUCAAUAUUAACAAACUCUCUCCACCUCUUCCCUCUGCUGGCCGGCGAGCUAAAGCUUCCAACAUUUAUAUUUCCCACGUGGGUUUCUGUCCUUUUAUUCAAAAUCGCUUCUGGGGUGUUUCUCUAAGAAGUGCUUUUUAUUGUAAUCUCUGUUUUGUGCUCAAAGGCGGCUUAUAAACCGACCCAGAAUAGAAAAAUAUUAAGUUUCUUGAACAUCCUGUGGAUAUGGAUUCUUUAGUUGUUGCUGAAAGCGCUGUCGUUUUAGUCAUUAGUUGAGGGAUAUCUGUUGUUGGUGAUAAUAGAGUUUGCUUUGGGGGUGAAGUUUGAGGGUUCAUUUAGUUUGGAGAAAAAAUGGCGGUAGACUAUAGUUGUUGUGGGACUAAUUUCUUUAUACAUAUUUUGAUAAUAGUGUUGUUGGUGCUGUUUGCUGGGUUGAUGUCUGGCCUUACUUUGGGACUCAUGUCUAUGAGUCUUGUUGAUCUUGAAGUUAUUGCCAGGUCUGGAACUCCUAAGGAUCGCACACAUGCUGCGAAGAUAUUGCCAGUAGUCAAAAAUCAGCAUCUGUUGCUUUGCACUCUUCUUAUCUGCAAUGCUGCUGCCAUGGAGGCACUUCCAAUUUUUCUUGAUGCUCUGGUAUCAGCCUAUGGGGCUAUUCUGAUUUCAGUUACACUGAUUCUUCUGUUUGGUGAGAUAAUUCCACAGUCUGUUUGUUCUCGACAUGGUUUGGCAAUAGGGGCAGCCGUGGCUCCAUUUGUCCGUGUUCUUGUUUGGGUCUGCUGCCCUGUUGCUUUUCCGAUAAGCAAGCUGUUGGACUAUUUGUUGGGCCAUGGACAUGUAGCACUCUUUCGCAGAGCUGAGCUCAAAACACUUGUAGAUUUGCAUGGUAAUGAGGCUGGAAAAGGUGGAGAACUUACACAUGAUGAGACAACAAUUAUUGCUGGGGCACUGGAGCUCUCACAGAAAACCGCAAGUGAUGCUAUGACUCCUAUUUCUGAAACGUUUGCUAUUGAUAUUAAUGCUAAGCUUGACAAGGAUUUGAUGGAUCUAAUAUUGAAUAAAGGACAUAGUAGAGUGCCGGUUUAUUAUGAGCAACCUACAAACAUAAUUGGGCUCAUUUUGGUCAAGAAUUUACUGACAAUUCAUCCCGGGGAUGAAAUUCCUGUGAAAAGUGUCACUAUACGCAGGAUUCCUAGGGUUCAAGAAACUUUGCCAUUAUAUGAUAUAUUGAAUGAGUUCCAGAAAGGUCACAGUCAUAUGGCUGUUGUUGUUAAGCGGUCUAGCAACACUGCAGAACAAUCUGCUAGCAACCCCGCUAACAACUCUGCUGACAAUUCAACAGGAGAUGUGAAGAUUGACAUUGACGGUGAAAAGCCUCCACAAGAGAAGGUUUUAACAAGCAAAAGACCACUGCAAAAGUGGAAGAGCUAUCCCAACAACAGCUCAAGACAUCAAUACAGGUUUAGUUCUAGGAGUAAGAAGUGGCCGAAGGACAUGUACUCGGACAUUUUGCAGAUUGAUGGCAAUCCACUUCCAAAGCUCUCUGAGGAAGAAGAAGCUGUAGGCAUAAUCACAAUGGAAGAUGUCAUUGAAGAACUUUUACAGGAGGAGAUCUAUGAUGAGACUGAUCAUCAAGUUGAGGACUCAUGACACAUGCUUUGAUAGUUGCUUAUGCAUAAUGUACCAUCAUACAACAGUCAGAAAUUUGUUGAAUUCAUUUUGGAAGUUAGUAUCAGCUGGGAUUUGAUUCAAAUAUUGUUGUUAUAAUGGAAUAAUGAUGUAUGAUCUAUUAAGAGUGAAGUGAGAAGGUAAUUGUAGUAUAUGUUGACUCGAUAUAAGAUAGCUUUGUAAGUAGAGUUACUGGAGAUGUAAAAGACAAAUUUUUUUGCCAGUUAAUAUAGAAGAAAUGUUUGUAUUGU